CAAAAAGCUCUCCACAUGUCCCUUUGCUUUCCUCCCACUUCUGCUGCACUUGUGUCGGAGAUUGUCCGAAGCUGGUAAUCAUCGAUUCCACAUCUCUCUCUGCAUCUCAGGCCAUGCGCGAUCCGCCAUUAUCAGAGCUGUUUCCCCUUUCCUCGGCACGGAAUCAUUGAGAAUCGUGGAGAUCGCGGUCGCUUACAAGUUCAGCCCCGGGGACGCGAGCGGAAAUGGUGGCGGAGCCUUGGCUGUUGAGGAUGGGAAAUCAGGUCGGUAGCAAUGUCAAGCAGGCUUUGCUUCUGGAGAAUUCGAAGAAAUCGUCCGAGAAGAGUGACGGGAAGCCAUUGUUAGGUAUACUCUCUUUUGAAGUUGCUAAUGUGAUGUCUAUGAUCAUUCACUUGCACAGAUCAUUGAGUGACCAUGAGAUUGUUAGGCUGAAGAGUGAGAUCUUGAAUUCCAUAGGGAUAAGAACCCUGGUAUCUGAUGAUGAAGUUAAGAUUAUGGAGUUAGCCUUAGUUGAGAAAAUGGAUGAUUUGAAUAGGGUUGCUGGUAUGGUGUCUAGGUUAGGGAGGAAAUGCACAAUCCCGGCGUUGCAAGGGUUUGUGCAUGUCUAUGGGGAUAUAACUGCUGGGGCUAUUGAUGUGAAGGAGUUGGAAUUUUUGGUUAAGGAUAUGGAAGGGAUGAUAAGGAAGAUGGAGAGAUAUGUGAGCUGUACUUCUAGAUUGUACACUGAGAUGGAGGCAAUGAAUGAACUGGAAGCCACUACGGCCAAGUUCAAACAGAAUCAUCAUGAGGAGGCUUGGAAAGCUUGUGAGCAGAAGUUGGCUUUGCAGAAGCAGGAUGUGAGGCAUUUGAAGGAUGUUUCUCUUUGGAAUCAGACUUACGAUAAGGUCGUGGAAUUGUUAGCUAGGACUGUGUGUACGGUCUAUGCGCGAAUCAGUACUGUUUCCCAAGAAAUAAUCGUGAGGAGGGCUUCCAGUCAGAUUGGCGGCGUGGAAUGCACCACUGUUGAUUUGGUAAGACCAGCUUUGAGGAAGAGAAAUGGAUUCAGUCCCUCAGGAGGACCUAGUAGUAGUGAAAGAAGUGUAGGGAGGAGCCACGGUGGCGGGCUAUUUAGUCCAAAAGACUUCAACUUUGCAUGUGGAAUCGGACUCAUGGAGUGUUUAACUUUGAGUUCCUCUCCGAAGCAUGAAGAAAUCGAUGAUACCAGUCUGGUUUCUGGAUUCAGUAGUUUUCCGAGCAAACUGCUAAGUAGUGUUACCUCUAAGGUUGUUGGCAACAGUGCAAGAUUUGGACCCAAAAGCAGACUAAAGUUCUUUGCUCUUCCUUCAACCGUCGGUGGUUCUGCUCUGGCAUUGCACUAUGCAAACAUCAUUAUUGUUCUGCAGAAGCUUCUUCAAUACCCACAUUUAAUCGGCGACGAAGCCAGGGAUGAUUUAUACCAGAUGUUACCGGAGAGUCUGAGAAAGAAGUUGAAGACUAAACUGAAACCAUAUAUGAAGAAUUUGGAGAUAUAUGAUGCGCCCGUUGCGUACAGAUGGAGGCAGAGGCUAGAGGAAAUCCUGAACUGGCUUUCCCCACUGGCGCAUAACAUGAUCAGCUGGCAAACUGAGCGCAACUAUGAACAGCAUCAUGUUAUCGAUAGGACGAAUGUUCUAUUGCUCCAAACAUUGUAUUUUGCUGAUCUUGACAAGACUGAGGAAGUUGUCUGCGAACUGCUUGUUGGACUGAAUUACAUAUGUCGUUAUGAACAGCAGCAGAAUGCUUUCUUGGACUGUACGAGUAGCUUAGACUUUGAAGAGUAUAGGGAGUGUCAAUUGCAUCUUGGACCUUCUUUUCAAGAUGGAUGAAGUUUUAUGCACAGCCACCACGUUAACUUCUUGUAAGUCUAGGUAGAUAACUAUGGAUGAUGGUUACAAAUUUACAAUGCCUUUUAGUAGUGUGCUAAAUUGGCUUGACCCAAAGUGCAGUUAUGUAUUUUUUUCUUUUCUUUCUUCAUGCUUCAUGCAUGAAUUUAGAGUGUGGGCUAAUUUUAGACUUUGUAAUUUGUAAGUGAGUGUAAACUUCAUGU
Cuscuta campestris is the source of this 2065-nucleotide messenger RNA. Lineage: Eukaryota; Viridiplantae; Streptophyta; Magnoliopsida; Solanales; Convolvulaceae. The record is from the annotation of a GenBank genome assembly.